This is a messenger RNA of Ciona intestinalis (vase tunicate), 990 nucleotides long. The record is from RefSeq and is a predicted model, not a curated record. NCBI's taxonomy places the organism in Eukaryota, Metazoa, Chordata, Ascidiacea, Phlebobranchia, Cionidae.
AGAUAUAUUGGUAUAGGUGGUUUUAAAGUUUUACUUGAUUAGUGUUGUUUUAAACUCUUUAAAGUAGCAUGGCAACUACAAAAACCCUAACAAGACUUUUUUCUUUAAGUUUGCAGCAAACCCUACGUCGGAACUCUUCAAAUUCUGUCCUGAAUAUCACUCAAAGAAAUUGCUUACAUAUAUAUGUUCAAACUCAAAGUUUUCUACCGAAAGUUUUUGUAUCAAACGCCAAAAUAAAACGUAGAUAUUCAACUUUGGUGGAAAAUGCAGAAGAGUUACGGUCUUCCAAAGAUGUAUGCUGGAAAUGCAGCAAGAAAGUAAAGACAUCCGAACUUUUUUGUGGGAGCUGUGGAACUGUGUUACCAGUGAAAAACUCUGACAGUUACUUUACACUUUUCAAUUUACAAGUUGAUUUUAAUAUCUCUUCACCACUGCUUCAAAACAAGUUUAAAAAACUGCAAAAACUUCUUCAUCCUGACAAGUUUUCAUUAAAAAGCUCAGCUGAGCAGGAAAUAUCCGAAUCUGUCUCUUCGAAACUGAAUAAAGCUUAUUUCUGUUUGGCCAAACCGUUGUCGCGUGGGUUAUACAUGCUAAAACUGCAAGGUAUACACCUUGGUGAAAAUGUAAGUGCAGAUGACCCGGAGUUUCUGAUGGAAAUUAUGGAACUUAAUGAACAGAUCGCGGCUUCAAAUGAGGAGACACACAAAGAAAUCCAGUCCACUGUGAAGUCACAUUUAGAAGAACUAACGACAAAAAUAGCCACAGAGUUUCGUGACAACAAUUUACAUGCUGCCAAGGAACAUUUAAUAAGAUUCAAAUAUUAUAACAACAUUGACGAAAAAUUAAGGGAGUUAAUACCGCCAUCGUAAUAAGUUUUAACCUGUUUAUGCAACUGUGCACCUAGAAUAAAUGUGUUUGCAAAUGUAGCAAUGACCUGAAGUACUCAAUACUGCAACAAGGUUUCUUCUAAUAAAGUUACUUCAAAAAAUG